CUAGGCUGUAUGUUACAUUUCCAGCCCUCUCCUCUCGCUUUCUUUUUUUACGCAGGCACAGCGACACAAGUGCGCACUACCAGAGAGAGAGAUAGAGAGAGAGAGAGAGAGGGGGAGAGAGAGACACAGCGGGCAGACGACGGCGAGAACCGGAGCGACGACACGCAGCGAGUCUGUCUGUCUUUGUUGGAAACCGACGGACUGGACGGCGGAUCUGUUUAUUUAGCGGAUCGGGCCGCUAGGAUAACUUCACACGGGACAAAACCCGCCUUCUUUCAUGUCAUCCGGCGAUUUGUUUCAGCCGGCGUGUUGACGCCAGUGGAGAGGGAGGGAGAUAGAGAUAGGGAGUGAGAGAGAGAGAGAGAUCGGAGGCUGCCGGAGGAACACCAUUUGACAGAUAGGCGACAUGAAUGCACGCGUUUCCGUCCACCAGCCUGCCGGGAUAGACGCAAACGGAGCGGCGUGUGAUCUGAAACGCGAUUCCAGGGGCUUGUGAUGCAGCAACGUGGCUCCGCGGCUCUGGAACGGAGGCGAGGAGGAGAUGCUCUGCUGCUCGCUUGAGCUCUUCGCACCGUAGGGCAGCGUGUUAUUGACCAUUUACACGGCGUGGAGCGCAACGAUGCCUCGAGUCACAAGUUUGUCCAAAGGCCAGACAGACCAGUGCCUCACGUUUGACCAUCUCCUUUAAAAGUGCGUUGCGAUACCCAGUUGUUGUUGGAUACAGCUCUAGUGAACGCCAGUGGCAUUUAUCCGUCAGCCCCUAUGCCCUGCUCUGCUUCAUGGUUUAGCGUUUGUUUUUGCUUUUAGAUAAACCAAAACAAAUCAGCUGAUUGCGUUUUAUGGAGGAGAUAUCUGAGCGCCCUGGCAAAUGAUUCCUAAACUGUGCAUGGAGGCAGGCCCCUAACCUUAUGCAGAUCCAAUCGAUAGUGUCACGGGGGUGUGUUUGAAGUCUAGUUUCUACACGAGCCUCACAGCAGCAGCAGAGCAGCUGCUCGGCAUUGAGAGGAGGCUGUCAAAACACUGCGCAGUCCGUUAGGAAGCGUCUCAACGACAAAAAACUUUCAAUGGUUUUCCGAAAGUUGCCCGGUGUGUCGGCAUCGGGCAUGGGUCUGCGCCUGUCCCAGAAGUUCGUCUUUCUUCUCUUUCUCUCGGGUUUGGUGACGCUCUGCUUCGGGGCCCUUUUCUUUCUGCCCGACUCUGUCCGGCUAAAGCGCAUUUUUCUGUCCAAGACGGAGAUCCAGCCGGUCACCGUGGGCUCCGGGUCCGAGAACGAUGUCAGGGAGCACUUAAAAAGACCCAGGGAGCAGGAGCAUCCCCGGGGCAUGACCUCUGCCAAGGGGGAGAGCGGCGCCAAACCGAAAAGUCUGAGCCGCAAAGCCACCGUUUCUCAUGAGGCCACCGAGGAGCGGCUCGCCGGGGGCAAAGCGCAGGAGGACCUCACUCUGCACAGGUCGAGGACGGAGUCCGCCUCGGAGAGGGUGACCUCCUCAGACCACGGUGCCAACACGGAUACUUUCAAUUACAAGAAGUUCGUGGGGUGCAUGCUCAAGCCCCCGCUGGGGAAGGACAACGGCAAACCGAGCGACCCCAAGACCGACGAGCGCCGGGAGAAAGUCAAAGAGAUGAUGAAGUUUGCCUGGGACAACUACAAGCGCUAUGCCUGGGGCAAGAACGAGCUGCGGCCUUUGACAAGGAACGGGCAUAUUGGCAACAUGUUUGGUGGCCUCAGGGGAGCAUCCAUCAUCGACUCGCUGGACACACUGUAUAUUAUGGGAUUGAUGGAAGAAUAUAACGAUGCCAAGGAGUGGGUACAGACCAGUCUGGAUCUGAACUCGAACGGCGAGGCAUCACUCUUUGAGGUGAACAUCCGUUAUGUCGGCGGGUUGCUGUCGGCGUACUACCUGACAGGAGAGGAGUUGUUCAAGAAUAAAGUACUGGAGCUGGGAGAAAAGCUGCUGCCUGCAUUCAACACGCCAACAGGAAUCCCCAGAGGAGUCAUCAACUUGGGGAGCAGUGGCACCAGUUGGAGCUGGGGCUGGGCUUCAGCCGGGAGCAGCAUCCUGGCUGAGUUUGGGACCCUUCACCUCGAAUUUGUGCAUCUGACCGAGUUGUCCAACAAUCCCAUCUACACAGAGAAGGUGAUGAACAUCAGGAAACUUCUGAACAAGAUUGAGAAACCACAUGGACUGUACCCCAACUUCCUCAGUCCAGUCAGUGGCAACUGGGUCCAGCAUCAUGUUUCCAUCGGUGGCCUUGGGGAUAGUUUCUACGAGUAUCUGAUCAAAUCAUAUCUGAUGUCAGACAAGACGGACGAAGACGCGAAGAAGAUGUACUACGGGGCUCUGGAGGCGAUCGAAGCUAACCUGGUACAGAAGUCACCUGGUGGCCUCACCUACAUGGCUGAGUGGAGGGGAGGGAUCCUCGACCACAAGAUGGGCCACCUGGCCUGUUUCUCCGGAGGAAUGAUCGGCAUCGGGGCCGACGACGGCGCACCAGAGAAGAGGCAGCACUACCUGGACCUUGCGGCUGAGAUCACACAUACAUGCCACGAGAGUUACACUCGCACAGCCACCAAACUGGGACCCGAGGCAUUCAGAUUUGACGGCGGAGCUGAAGCCACAGCGACCAGACUGAGUGACAGAUAUUACAUCCUACGACCAGAAGUCAUUGAGAGCUACAUGUACAUGUGGAGACUGACUCAUGACCCCAAAUACAGAGAGUGGGGUUGGGAGGCUGUUGAGGCUCUGGAGCAGCACUGCAGAGUGGAGUCUGGCUUCUCUGGCAUCCGGGAUGUUUACACCAUGACGGCCAGCCAUGAUAACAUGCAGCAGAGCUUCUUCCUCUCAGAGACUCUAAAGUAUCUGUACCUGCUCUUCUCUGAUGAUGACCUUCUCCCCCUGGAGGACUGGGUCUUUAACACGGAGGCCCACCCGCUGCCCAUCGUCCGCAAGAGCUGCCUGCAGGACGACGCAACACAGGAUAAGAAGGUCUCCAACUAGGACUGAACGCCGACCAACAACUGAGACAGUCACAUCUGCACAGCUCAUGUGCACACAGAGUCACACAAAUAUUGCAAACACCAGUUCAGUGCAGGUUCAGAGUCUUUUCAGGAGCGCGUUACGGACUCUCGAUUCCUUUCCAGUAAAGGAUAUUGUUGUUUUAUGCUGUGAUUGUAUAUCCUUUCGCCGGGGGUUACUUCCUGCUGGCACUUCUUUUUUGUGGACAAUCAAGACAAACAUGACUUUCAUGAAAAGAGCACCUUUUUUCUUUCCUUCUUUCCUCUGUGAGGAAACCAGUAAAACUUGCAGACCCAAAUGUAUGGGAGGAGGGGUGAACUAUGGGCCAUAUUGUUAGAAAGAGAGAAACACGUAUAGAAAACCACUUGAGUUUUGCUCGUUGAUUUUGUUGUUUCGUUAAUCUUGAGUGAUGAAUGAUUUCCUUUGACCUUGUCAUUGCAUAUUUUCCUUUGUGAGUACACUCUUUGACCAAAGGUUUCUUUGCAUUUCUGUUUCCCUUCUUUGAAGUAAAGUGUUUUUGGUGAGAUUUGAUGGAAGGUUAAAAUAUAACCAUAAGGAUUUCAAUAUUAUGUACAGACAAAAGAAACAAAAUGUGACUCUCAAAUCCACCUCCGAACUAAUGUUGAUGUCAUGUUUCUUACUGAAACAAGUUUGAAUGAAUUUUUUAAAGUUCGGAGGUGAGAAGAAAGUGGCUGUGUCUUAUGCAUCCAGGGACCAUGUUUUUUAAAAGUUGUGUUGGGUUGUGCUUGGAUUAUUUUUUUCAACAGGGCAGUGCUUUCUCAGUUCUCGCAGCCUCUCAAAUUGAAUUAACAGAGUACUUUAACUCCCGUGUCAGUAAUACAAGCAUAAAGGAAAAAGAUUGCUAACCAGCUCCAGCUCUGGUUUUCCCAUUUCUGUUGGAGUUUUCACACUUCACCCUGCCUUUACAUGUGAAUCCAUUUGACUACCAGUACCACCGUUAAAGGCUGUCAGACUGAAGAGACGAGCAUUCAUUUUCACCGCUGUUCUUUUCAUCACUGCUGUUCUGCACAGUUGUGGAGUGAGUGUGCUGUACAUACAGAUGAACUGAGUGACCCCUGUAUGAGCUUGUCUUGACUUUUAUUUUCUGUCUCUUUUUCUUUCUUUUUUCUAAACUUCAGUGGUUAUUUUUUCUGGGUUCUCUUUUGAUUUGCUUCCCUCAGGUGUUUGAGUAAAAAAAAAAAAAAAAAAAACUAAAAUGUUCUGAUUUUAAGUCUAGUUAUUGCAGAUAUUAAUUAUUGUUAUUACUUAUUCUUACUGUUUGAUUUAACUUUCAUUGUUAAAUAUUUUCAAAUACUUAUAAAAAACUGUGCAACUUUGUACAUUUAAA
Mugil cephalus (flathead mullet) is the source of this 4365-nucleotide messenger RNA. Its product is annotated as mannosyl-oligosaccharide 1,2-alpha-mannosidase IA. Gene Ontology annotation, cellular component: extracellular exosome; endoplasmic reticulum; Golgi membrane. Gene Ontology annotation, biological process: carbohydrate metabolic process; N-glycan processing. NCBI's taxonomy places the organism in Eukaryota, Metazoa, Chordata, Actinopteri, Mugiliformes, Mugilidae. The coding region runs from base 1065 to 2999 and encodes 644 amino acids. The transcript is spliced from 12 exons. Gene Ontology annotation, molecular function: calcium ion binding; mannosyl-oligosaccharide 1,2-alpha-mannosidase activity. The record is from RefSeq and is a predicted model, not a curated record.